Molecule: messenger RNA, 1751 nt
Organism: Candoia aspera
Lineage: Eukaryota; Metazoa; Chordata; Lepidosauria; Squamata; Candoiidae
Gene: WRAP73
Product: WD repeat containing, antisense to TP73
Exons: 12
Coding region: 70-1425 (451 amino acids)
Biological process (GO): microtubule anchoring at mitotic spindle pole body
Cellular component (GO): mitotic spindle; MWP complex; microtubule organizing center
Molecular function (GO): protein binding
Source: RefSeq, a predicted model, not a curated record
UGCAACGGAAGAACGGAAACGGCCCUUCCACCCUUUGGCUGUGGGGCUCUCCUCUGAAGUUUGACCACCAUGAAUUUUUCUGAACCGUUUAAAGUCUCCAAUCACUUGUGCAAAUUUUCUCCGGAUGGGAAAUACCUGACGUCUGGAGUACAGUACCGUUUGGUGAUCCGAGAUGUCAGCACCCUUCAAGUCCUGCAACUCUUCACCUGCCUGGACCAAAUCCAGCACAUCGAAUGGUCUUCCGAUUCCCUGUUUAUAUUUUGCGCAAUGUAUAAGCGUGGAAUUGUGCAGGUCUGGUCGUUGGAACAGCCGGAUUGGCACUGCAAAAUUGACGAAGGCUCGGCUGGGUUGGUGGCCUCGGCUUGGAGUCCCGACGGGCGUCACAUCCUGAACACCACCGAGUUCCACCUGCGGAUCACCGUCUGGUCCCUGUGCACAAAGUCAGUCUCCUACAUCAAGUAUCCCAAAGCUUGUCAGCAGGGCAUCGCCUUCACGAAAGAUGGCCGCUACCUGGCCCUGGCCGAACGGAGAGACUGCAAAGAUUAUGUCAGCCUCUUUGUCUGCAGCGACUGGCAGCUUUUAAGGCAUUUUGAGACCAACACCCAGGAUGCUGCAGGAAUUGAGUGGGCGCCCAACGGCUGCGUGUUGGCAGUGUGGGACAGCUGCCUCGAGUAUAAAGUUCUGCUCUACUCCCUUGAUGGACGUCUCCUUUCGACGUACAGCGCUUACGAAUGGUCCUUGGGCGUGAAAUCUCUGACUUGGAGCCCCAGCAGUCAGUUCUUGGCAAUUGGCAGCUACGAUGGAAAGGUACGGAUUUUGAACCACGUGACCUGGACGAAGGUUGCAGAAUUCGACCACCCGGUUGAUGUCACUAACUCAAAAACCGUUGUCUACAAGGAGGUAGAGAAGGCCCCUGCUGUGAACCUGCAGAAGUUGACUUUCCCCCCCAGCCAGAGAAUGGCGAGUGCCCUUUUCAGCACAAAGACAAAGUAUGACGCUGUCCAAGCCCCCGUUUCUUUGCACCACGUCAAACCUCCAGCGGACCGGGCGAAUCCUAGAAUUGGCGUUGCAAUGUUAGCUUUCAGUUCUGAUAACAGUUUCCUCGCAACCAGAAACGACAACCUCCCAAACAGUGUCUGGAUCUGGGAUGUUCAAAAGAUGAAACUCUGCACGGUCCUGGAGCAUUUAGGUCCAGUUCAACUGUUCCAGUGGGAUCCCCAUCAAUCUCGGCUUGCUAUGUGUGCUGGGAAUUCUAAAGUGUAUCUCUGGUCUUUAGCUGGAUGUACAUCAGUACAGGUACCGAUGGAAGGUGACUUCAAGGUGACUUCACUUUCCUGGCACCCCAGUGGGGGCUCCCUGAUUCUUCUCAGCAAGGACAAUUUCUGCCUGUGUUACUUAGAAAGAGAAGGAGACGCUGCGGAAUAGCUACACCCAAAGCGAAGCUAAGUGAAAGAUUUAAAAAAAUAAUCACUUGCUCUUACUUCCAGUUCUCUGUUAGGAGGAAAAAAAAAAGGCCAUCUUGGUUUGUUAGUCCCUCUUUCGUUCUGGGGACAAACAUGUACUUUAAAUCUGUACAUCAAAACGGACAGGCCAGAGACUUAGUUUUGGAUUUAUUUUCCACAGAACGCCCAAGCCAUCUAUGGAGUCCCCCAGCAGUAGGAAUCUGGUAUUUGAACUUAAAAGAUGUGUGUUUCAUGGCACGCCACCUGCAUUGUUUCUCCGGUUUUCAAUAAAGGUGUAUGUUCUGUAAA